AUGCCAGAACACGUCAUCGACAUCAUGGAGUACGAAGAAGACGAGGCCACGCGACAUUCACGUGGUGUCGCGGGUGUUUGGGACAACAACGACGACGAAGACGAUGACGAUGACGAUGACGAGGAUGACGAUGGUUGUCGCGAAGAUCCCAAUAACGACACCGGCACAACACUCGUGAACACGGGACUCGGAGAGGCUAUGCCCUUGCACAAUGUCGCUAAUGCGAUCGCGCGGCACGGCAGCCGUGUGGCGCCCCGUUUCGCAUCCCAGCUACCCGUGGCGGCAACGGCGCCACCACCAUCCGUCCAACACACCAUUGUGCCGUCUUCGUCCUCGUCGUCGUCUGCUGCGUCGUCAGCAGCGCUGGCCAGCACCGACAUUUGGUCGGUGUCCGUGGAAAAUGCUUUUCUGGCCGCUCUGCGCAUCAUCCCGAAAAAAGGCACGGCCAAGAUCAAACUCAAGGAACGCAAUUACGGCCGCAACGAGCUCAUCUCACUCUAUAUCCACCACAAUCUGGGCGAGUACCGUGCCAAAAAACAAAUCUCAUCGCAUAUCCAGGUAUGGAAGAAGUCCAUCCUUAACAAACUGCAGAAUGGAUCUGCAGUCACUCCGUACGAGACCGAGCUGCUACAACUCAUCGAGGAUGGCGCCGCACAGAGCCCAGAAAACGAGCGUAUCUUCCACACAGUAUUCAUGGAAAUCCUAGAAGACGUCAGCAACGGCCCCAUACCGCUGCGAUCGUACGGCGACUCCUCGGUGUCCAGUGCUGCUUCCAAUGCAUCGUCGUCUUCGCCGUCCCAAAACGCUGUUGUUGGCAUGAACAUGGCAUCAGAACGUCUACAGACAAUGAUGAAUGCUCCCACGACGGCCCGUGACAGUCAUAUUAUUUCUCCAGGUCACGUGACGGGAUAUGGCAUUUUGCGGAAUGUUGAUGGUAGUGGGCAUACCAUGAGUGCGAACAGCACCGGCAUGCGAACCUCGACGGUUUCGGAGGCCAUAACUCCGCUGGAAUACGCCCGCAGAGUUUAUGGCAAUUCUCGCUCUUACAAGUGCGUGCCUGUCAAUAUGCACGACUACACGUAUCAGCAUACUCCGGGAUCAGCAUCUCCGGAGGAAACCGUCAACCAACAAACGAUUCUCGCUGCGCAGGAAGUUGCUGCUCGACAACGCCAGCUUAUUGACACCAUGUACACGGGACAACCGCAGCUGUAUGGUCCACCUCCUACUUCUGCAGAUAUCGAGUCAGAGCAGGUGGACUUCCCACGCUACGAUCUGCCUUCGUUUGUUCCUUCUACAGCGGCAAGACCACCCGAUCAAGCAUACGCCGGACUACAAGGAAAUUCCCUGCGGCGUCCAAACGAUGAUCGGCACUCCAGAGCGCCCAGAAAUGCCAUUGGGAGCGAUGACAGCCCAGAUAGCGGUUCUUAG
Lachancea lanzarotensis is the source of this 1428-nucleotide messenger RNA. RefSeq names its product LALA0S09e03158g1_1 (gene TEC1). The record is from RefSeq and is a predicted model, not a curated record. Gene Ontology annotation, cellular component: transcription regulator complex. Gene Ontology annotation, biological process: regulation of transcription by RNA polymerase II. Lineage: Eukaryota; Fungi; Ascomycota; Saccharomycetes; Saccharomycetales; Saccharomycetaceae. The coding region runs from base 1 to 1428 and encodes 475 amino acids. The transcript has a single exon. Gene Ontology annotation, molecular function: DNA-binding transcription factor activity, RNA polymerase II-specific; RNA polymerase II cis-regulatory region sequence-specific DNA binding.